This is a messenger RNA of Erythranthe guttata (spotted monkey flower), 784 nucleotides long. Its product is annotated as GAG1At protein. The record is from RefSeq and is a predicted model, not a curated record. NCBI's taxonomy places the organism in Eukaryota, Viridiplantae, Streptophyta, Magnoliopsida, Lamiales, Phrymaceae.
AAUUAAAAAAAAAUAAUAAAUAAAGGGUUUUAAGCUGAAAACACUAAAAUAGGAAUCGAAGGGUUUAACCACAGUAGCAGCAGUAAGUAAAUUCUUCGACGAAGAAAAAUGAGCAAUGAUGCAAAGAAACCUGUCAAUGGAUCCGGUGGCCCCGCUGCCGCCGCCGCCGCAGGAGGAGGAUUCCGGGCUAAAUUGGAGCAUGUUUUGUACAGCGGUGAGAAGAAGCAUGUAGCGGCCGGCAUGGCUAUUAUCGGAGUCCUCUUUGGUGUUCCAUGGUACCUCAUGACUCGGGGGUCAAAGCAGCAAUCGCAUCAAGAUUACAUGGAAAAGGCAGAUAAAGCUAGGAGUGAAAGGCUUUCCGCUGGUUCAUCCAAAACCAGAUAAAAGACCUUUGCAAUCCCUUUUCUCUUAUGAAGACAAUCUUUUGAUGUUAUUACCGGAGAAAAGUCGUCCUUGUCACAGGUGAAAGUAAUGACUUUUUUUCUUUUUUGAUGUUAUUUGUACUACGGAGUUACAAGUUUCGAGAACUAAUCUUCAAUGUAAGGUUGUUUUCCUGUUUAUUUGAGUAAUAAAUAGGGAUUUUCAGAAAGACCUCCCUUGACCUCGAGAUUUGGUGUAGUUACCGUUUCACCCCCUCGGAUUGGAUCGUUAUUUCCCUUCAAUUAUUUUUGUCAUCGUUAGAUGUAAAUGGCAUUUUUUUUUAAAUUCCAAGGUAUGUCAGGUUGGUUUGUAUGAGACGUAUCUUCAAAUUUUUUUAAGAAUCACAAUAGCUUCAAUUUUGAAA